This is a messenger RNA of Homarus americanus (American lobster), 5297 nucleotides long. Its product is annotated as rRNA methyltransferase 1, mitochondrial-like. The transcript is spliced from 4 exons. Gene Ontology annotation, molecular function: RNA binding; RNA methyltransferase activity. The record is from RefSeq and is a predicted model, not a curated record. Lineage: Eukaryota; Metazoa; Arthropoda; Malacostraca; Decapoda; Nephropidae. Gene Ontology annotation, biological process: rRNA methylation. The coding region runs from base 153 to 1487 and encodes 444 amino acids. Gene Ontology annotation, cellular component: mitochondrion.
UACACUUACAAGUGAACGCAGCUGAUGGCUGUAAACAAACCCAGUCUGGGAAACUCACCAGCAGGUCGAGCCACUUACGAGCACUACUACUACUACUACUACUAUAAUAAUGAUAAUAUUCAGUAAAAUCAUCACACAAACUUACAAUUGACAUGUUCUCAAAGAUAUUUAUACGACAUGCCAGUCACAAGGUCUAUCGUCUUCCCCCAGUCAAGUUCCGUUAUGCUAAUGACAUACCUUCAUCUACGAAUAAACAGGCAGGAGAGUUGCCAAGAAUCACAUCUCCUGUUGUAACUGAAAAAGCAGAGAAGACUUACAGAAACAUACAGAAUAAAUCAGGAUGGCAAAACGAUAAAAGAAAAUAUUACCCGAACUCGAGUGAUGAUAAGCCUAAUAAUAAAGUGAGGUCAGAAAGGAUUAAUGAUAAUAAUAAUAAAUAUAAUGAUUUGGAUUCUGAGAACACUAAGCAUUAUAACCCUGAUAAAUACUUCAACCAUGAAAGAAAAAGAAGUUCACAACUCAAUAUGAAGUAUGCAAACAGACACCACACAACUGAUAAAAUACUUCAUCUUUCUAAGAGAGAAAUGAGAAAUGGUAAAAAUAAUAAUAAAUUGAACUUUGAACCUGUGGGUGAAUUAAUAUAUGGAGUGUUUCCUGUCCUUCUUGCACUCAGGGCUCAACGACGGAAAUUUCAUAAUAUAUUUUAUAAAAAAGGAAACGAAGAUAAAAAUAAUAAAAUUCAAGAAAUUUUAGAGACCGGAAAAAAACACAGUAUAAAGAUUCAUGGUUUAGGCGGUUCAGAGUUUAAAUUAAUUUUCAAAGGAGACCAAGCACACCAAGGAAUAUGUUGUGAUGUUAGUCACCUUUUAUUUGAAAAUCUAAACACUGAGAAUUUUUACCACACGAUGAAGCCCGGUGAGAGUAUGAACCUAAAUAAGACGAAAGAGAAUGAAUUAGUGGAGCAUCAACCAGAAUCAUCACCUGGAGAGGAUCAAGAAAGACCACACCAGCUGUGGCUAUAUCUUGAUAGGAUUCAAGAUCCUAUGAACUUUGGAGCUGUUAUAAGGUCAGCUUACUUCACUGGAGUAGAUAAAGUAUUUACUCCUAUGGAACACAGUUGCAGAAUCUCUGGUGUAGUAAGUAAAGCCAGCGCUGGAGUAGCAGAGGUACUGCCCGUGUACCAGGUGGAUGAUCCAGUGACAUUCUUUAGCAAGUUAUCUGACGUAGGUUGGCACUUGGUGGCCUCCUCAUCGAGUGGAACUACUGCAACAACAACAUCUAUCAGUGAUUUUCUGCCUCUGGGGAACACUUUACUGGUCGUGGGUAAUGAAGGAACAGGAGUUUCCCAAGACUUAGAAAGAAUAUGCAAAACAGUUGUAACGAUUCCUUCUGGGAGGGUCUUGGAUCAUGAUGCUCAUUGUCUUAAUGUGUCUGCAGCAACUGCUGUUAUUUUACAUCAUCUCCAAACAAAAUUAAAACCUCAUUGAACUUAAGAAGCACCAUAUAAAUUACCUGUACAAACAAUUAUAUGAUAUUAUGAAAGUCUGCAAUAAUAUGCAGUUUCAUGGCAAAGGACUUUGAUUAGUGGUGUGUGAUAUCCAUACUGUACUAUAUAAACACCCUCAGGUAGAGCCCAUAUUUUGCCACAGGGCUUCAUGUUUAAUGAUAAGAUACACUGUCCAGACAGACAGUGUUUUUGCUGCAAGCAGCUAUAACACCUGCCUGAACAUGGGUAACAUAAUGAUGCCAUUAAAUCAUAACUUAGAAAUGGGAUUAUACCAGAUCAGCACAAGCCCUCUUGUAGAGCCAUAGAACAGUUCUUCCUCAGUGGACCUCUCUGAAUGGAUGGGUUCAUUAGCCCAAGCCUGGGGUUCCCACUUCAAAGGAUUAGUAGACAAAGUUGCUGAGUAUUCAUGUAUACAAUAUCAAUCUACAUACUGCAAAACAUUUUCAACAUUAAAAAUUCUCUAUGGCUGCCAAUGUUCUUCAGACAUACUCUAGUACAUAUAUUAUACCUAAAAUCUUUCAAUUAGUGAGAGUUAACAGUGGGUUUUGACCCAUGAUCUAAUUGGACUUUGAUUCUACCUCUGGAUCAAUUGAAAUAAAACUUUGAACCUGGUUUAGGUGGAUGAGAAGGCUGCUUGUACAAAAAAUAACUGUCAGGCUGGAUGGUGAAUCCUGCCACUAGACAUACUUUACUGUAUCACUCACUGGAAGCUCUGCCAGAAGGUGUUUUAGCUAUAUCUCACUGGUCAUAGUUCUCCUUCACUCAGUCCUAAUAUAUUACAGUAUCUCAUAGUUCAAUCCUUCAUUUAUAAUUUGAGAAAGGUAAAUGCGCAGGUGAAGAAAGGUUAUAUGUUAAACAUUACGUACAGAAAGCAUAUUAAAUUUGUAUUUCAAUGUGUCACUGCUGUACUGAAUCAAAUACUUUAAAUGAAAUUUUAGUUUUGUAUACUGUAUUUGAUACAGGGUACUUUUAUUUCAAAAGCAUCCUACAUGUAUUUGUUAUAGUGAACCAGGGGAGUUAGUAACUAUUCGAAUGUCUUGAUGUCACUCCCAAAGGAUUAAAAGAGAAAAUUAAUAGCUACUUGGAUUGUUUUUACAAGAAAAGUCAACCACCUUGUAUAAGGCAGAAAGAAGCAGGAUGGUAUAUUACACUUCAGUAAAUACUGUACAAUCAUUUUCCCCUUAAUGUACAUUCCUCCACCAAUACAUAUCUUUAAUAAUACUGUAGUACCAUUUAUGUCCAAGCUAACAUAUAUAGUGUGUAUAGUAUAUCCACAGAUAUGUACACUGCCUGCUUGCUGAACCCAUUCAUUCUGAAUCCUCUUGUGCAUGCUGAUGCUCUUUGCUUUAUUUAUUUUUUUGUUCACUUCCACCUCUAACCAUGUGGACAAUCAAUUUGUUCUUUGUUAUGACCUUCAUUGUCCAAUGUUAGGACAGGAGGAAACCGGAGUACAGUACAGUAUACAGUACCUAGAAGAAAUCUGCAAUGUAUAGUAGGGUCAAUUUUGAUUAGGAAUUGAACCCACUACACGGUUGGGGAAGCAAGCACAUUACCAUUGGUUGUUUCAUUAAGGUCACAGUUACAGUGUGUUUUGUAUUGCGACCGAAUAUUUCGUUACAGCUUACUCAAAUGUUUUGGGACAUCUCAAAUUUAACACAGGUUUCUAUGAGAAUAUACUGUCCAGGUAACAUAGGUACACUCGCCCCAAAAAGUAUCUUUACAGAGGAGUCCGAUGAAUCUCAAAAUGAACACCAUGACUCCUGUUGUGUCAGUAAGGUUGUUAAAAUCCUUCCUCCAUUGUGUCACAUUUUCUUGAACAAAAUUGUAAAGAUACAUUUUGGAGCGAGUGUACAUCCGGCUACCAUAUAGGAUUCCAAGAAUGCAUCAUGAACAUUAAGGGGAUGCUGCCUGUAUAAUAAUAGAAGCUCUGAUCUUGGAGGUAGUACACUGCCUGGUUCUGAUCCCCCAUAAGGGAAAAAUACUGUACUGUACAUUAUAUGCAAGUUGAGGGUAUGAGAGUUUAUGGAGUGGAAUUUCUAACUUACUGUUUUAAUUCUUGUUGCUUCUACUCUUUGUGCACUAUUGUCCCAAAGUAUUUCACCAAUCAUGGGUCCAGUGGUAGUAUGUACAGGGGAAACUGGAGUAACCAGUUAAAACCUUCACACAUCCAACUCAGACUUACAUCCAGGACACAAAGUGAGAGGUAAGUGUGCUACUGUAGAACCACCAAAGUCCCUCAUUCAGUGGACAUGUGGAUGCUGUGCAGGUUGGAAUUUUGCUUUUUCUGAACAUGAGAAGUCAUUGUCACUGGUUAAAAAGGAUGAUUUAUGAAUAUAAAUAUGGGCUGAGGCAGUGCUUAAUUUAUAAAAUAAGAAGUGUGGAACUCUUAGUGAGCCAGACAGAUGCCGACCUAGCUUGUGGAACUGGCAAGGAAUUUAUAUACAGUACAUAGUACUGUUGCCAGUAUUUAUUAAUAUGUGAUUAAAUUUAAAAUUUAUUGUACUCGUGCAAAAUAAAAGUGCCUGAAUGUCAUUCCGGUGCGUUCCAGGACAAGUUACCGUAAUUGCUGGGCUAAGGAUAACUAGAAAUAUUUUAGAAUGUUACCAAACAUCACAGGUUUUCUUAGUGUUUCCUCCUGUGCUAACACUGGACAAUAAAGUUCAUAAAGUAAAAAAAAACAAAAAACAUUGCUUGAACAGUUAGUAAGCUGGUAAGUGGUGUAAAGAUAAAUAAUAAAAAAUAUCUAAAUUCUGAUCAAUCGUCAUUCCAACUUUGGACUAUACACAAAGACUCAAAUUAAAAUGUUUGGUGGCUGUGUGAUAUUUAAAGAUUUUUUUUUUUUUUUAACCCAAAUGUCAUGAAGUUCGAGGUAAACUGCUAAUAAAGUGGCACUGUAUAACUAAGUUUGCAAUGUGUUGGGUCUGAGUGUACCCAGGAAGUGCGAGUGGGCAUUUUAACUGCAAGUUACCUGUCUGAAAAUCCAAUUUAAUUACAAUAAACCCUCGCUUUACGCGGUUUCACUUUAUGUAUAAUGUAGCUAGCUUGUGCCUUCACCUGCGUACCAGUCUCUUGAGUUCUUAAUCAUACGUAAUUAUAUCUGUGGAGUGUGUUUAUGAUAAAAAAUACAACCAUAGUGAAUGACCAUAUUCUAAAAUUCUAAAUUCAAGCCACGUGUUUCUAAGACAAUCAUUCAAUGUUGUUACCGUUGUUUAUACACCUGCAAUGGCUAUGUACAUUGUUUGUAUACCUGCUAUAUAUAUAUAUAUAUAUAUAUAUAUAUAUAUAUAUAUAUAUAUAUAUAUAUAUAUAUAUAUAUAUAUAUAUAUAUAUAUAUAUCAUGUAGAUCCACAAUGAAAACGUGUUUAAGAUUAAUCUUGAAAAAAUCACAAGGGGAAAAGAGAAACAAUGGAGCACCUUAGCUUUCGUCUUUAUUCAAAACAUCUUCAGAGGCAGGGCUGACGGGACUUCCAACUCUUCUUUACCGAACACGCUGAUUGGUUCAACUGCUCGCGUUGUGAUUGGUUGCGAGAUAAUGACAUAAUAUUACUAUUUUCUAUAAUAUAAUGUGUGGUGAGGGGUAACGAAGAUCCCAGAUACAGUAAUUAUAUUAGAGUAGUCCUCAUACUCAGUGAAUUUCAUUGUUCCUGUCAUUAGUUUUAUAAAUUUCUGAAUAAUAAACACUGCAUUAUACACCAUUCAGAGUGUUAUAUAUGAUCACAUUAGGUUUGUAUUUUAUCAAUUGUAAUUUGUAUUACUUUUCGAUAAUACUGAAUAAAAAUAACCAAAACAU